Suillus bovinus is the source of this 899-nucleotide messenger RNA. RefSeq lists its product as uncharacterized. The record is from RefSeq and is a predicted model, not a curated record. The transcript is spliced from 4 exons. Lineage: Eukaryota; Fungi; Basidiomycota; Agaricomycetes; Boletales; Suillaceae. Bases 275 to 847 code for a protein of 190 amino acids.
CCACUCGCUCGUGCCUCGCUACGUAAUAGAGUGUCAACCUUGCUCUGCACUCUUUCAUCCUCCUCUCGCUAUCUUUGUUUAAUCAAGAUCUAGAUCACCGCGCACAUGCAGACUUGCAUCCGGUCUUGCUUGUCAUGACUAUGUCUUUGCCCCAGACAUCCCACACUCUUGUCUGGAUCCACUCAGCAGAGUCAACACUUGCCAUUCGCUCACUGUGAUCUGCACACCACACUGAAUCCACAUUCCACGUACUAUAUGCUCUGUCCAUUUAGCAAUGACCUUCUUCGUCUCAGCGCUCCAAAACCUCACUUUCCUAUCGCCGCUUUCGCUCGCAACAGCGCUGCAAUUCGGAGACAGUGUCGUGAGAAGACAUAGUCGGCGCUUUGUGUACAAAUCACGAGUCACGACUGAUCUUGAAAUAUGUACGCUAGUGAGGCGUACCAAAAUAUUACAAUUACAAUACUCGUCUGCAUGCCUAGUGCUUAAAUCAUGGAUGAUCAGUGGGCGUUGUAACGGGGAGUACUGUGUGGGGAACCAAGGCCAGACCUCUACGGCGGGAGGCUACGGCUCUCUCUAUCCAGGACCGACUACGACAUACGCGAGGACUACCGACUACGAGCCAGGACCCUGCCACUGCCGACCUGCCCUGCCAGAGCGCCCCGCUCCAGCGUUUGAGUUGAAGUCGAAGAAGUUUGGCAUCCAUUCGUUCAAACGUCUUUCAAACCUAAGGUACGGCAUGCUUUGCAUAAUGGAUUGUGCAGAUGGUCAUAACAAUCAUUCGACAAGCGUGUCGCAUUUCGUCUUCACUUCACAUUUUUCUAGCCAUUUUAUCUUUGAAAUCAAAUAGUGUCAUACGUCUGCAAGCGGUGUAGUAUGAUUUUACCGUGUGCGGAAAAUAU